AUGGCGAUGGUCGCAUCCCAGUCCUUCUUGAAGGACAUGCAGGUAAACUGGGGAUCCAUCGCAACUGUCAGUGAAGAAGCAUCGAGGGCUAUGGAGACAGUGCAAGCCAAAGCCAAGCAACCAGAAGACAUGAUCUCGACUGCGCAGCUUCCUGUAAGUUCUGUUCGCGAUGCCGUGAUCCUUUUGCAAAGCCCCGGCAGCGGCGCAGGGCGAGAACUCGAGCCAGAUGAGUUGCAGGAGAUAGUGGCGGAGCUGAUAGCUGCGUACAGCGACCCCGAUCUUCAAAGAAAGAUUAGAGAGAUAUAUGAGAAGCAGAGGAGAGCCCAGCUCCAAGCAAGCGCAACAGGUGCUGCCUCGGAGGACCACAUGGCUGAGCUUCGGGAAAUCUUGUGGCCCUGCCAGACCGAUAUUGCGGAAGCCUACGGGCUGCCCGGGACUACAGAAGGACUACAGCGCAUCCAGAAUUCCGUGCAAAGACGAAUCACCGAAGGUGACGUCGAGAUAAGAUGCCUUGCGGAUGAGGCAUUGAUGCUGAUUGGGAUGAGCCCUUUGCAAAACAUCAUCCAGGAGGUGAAGGCUGAGGAUUUCUUGAAUUGUAUAUACGGAGCAGCCGGGGACAGCAGCGGCACGGAGAUAGAGGAGUUUUUCCUGAAUCUUCGAUGUGAGACCCCGCUGGAGAAAGCAGCGCGGGCACGCGGGCUUAUGGCAGCUCGGCGCCUCAAGGAAGAGCGCAACCCACCGGGCGGCCUCACGUGUGGCUUGCUGCGCACCUGGGCCGCCUACGAGAAGCUUGGGCUGGCCCCUCAGCACAUCAUCAGCACCGCGCCGCCGCCCGUGGCGCGGCUCAAGAACCCCAGCGCUGCCCAGGUCUGGGAGUUCGUGCUUCGAAAUCAGCCCGUCAUCAUCGAGGGCGCAUGCAAUCCCAAAGAUUUUCCUCCCGCCGGUGACUUCGCGGAUUUCGACUACUUGCGAGCCCGGUGCGGACAUCGUUAUGUCAAGGUUAAGGGAGAUUCGUGCUGGGACAACAAGGGGCGACAGCUGUUCCUCAAUGAUCCCACGAUCGAGAUCUCUGUAUCUGACUACCUGGAUCUUGUAGAAGUUGCCGAAGAGCACGAGACAUGCAUCUCCUGGUACAUGGGCAAACUGCCACUGCACACCGACCUGCCCGAGUUGUUUGAGGACAUUAAUAGCUCGCCAAACUCUCCUUGGCGAAAGUUUGGAACUUGCUUUGGUGAGAACAACAAAGGGGUGCACACAUACUUUGGCUGCGGUGGAAACACCACCUGCAUUCACUCUGACCCAUCAGAGAAUCUUUUAUUGGUUGUUAUGGGCGAGAAGUUCAUGGACAUCUACCCACCUUGUGAUGCUGCCUGCAUGCACACGACCGUGAAGAAGUUCCUCAACUCACUCGUGCCACCUUUCAUUGAUCCCAACUUCGUGCCCGAGGAGGUUGACAAGAACUGGGGCAACUACAAGUAUGCGCAGCCCCAGAAGGUCCACCUGAAAGCUGGAGAUCUGUUUUACCUUCCAAUCUUUUGGUGGCACUCCGUGCAAGGCUCGAUCGGGAGGAACAUGAUCCUCAACUGGUGGUGCCUUCAGCAUCCCUACAAGGAGCACAAGUACACAGGCUAUGAGGGUGCCCGCGAGGUUUUGGAAGUUCUACAGCACCUGAACGAGGCCUGGUCUUCAAAUGACAAGUCGUCAGCGAGCGCUCAGGAACGUUCAGUGGCUCAAGAGUUGGGAAACGGCGUGCUAUACUCCGACUCGAUGUGCGCUGCCAGCAACAGCUACAAGAAGCUGGUGGCGCCACCUGCACCAAAAUCCCUGUCACAGGAGAACCGGGGCAUGAACGACAUGAAUUCCAUGUCGCUCGGACCGACCAAGGCGAGAGCGCCUGCCACUUCUGGAUCUGUGCCUACAAAUGGCUUCCGAUGGAAAUCGUCCCGGUAA
Molecule: messenger RNA, 1950 nt
Organism: Symbiodinium natans
Lineage: Eukaryota; Dinophyceae; Suessiales; Symbiodiniaceae
Source: the annotation of a GenBank genome assembly